Messenger RNA from Bombus impatiens (common eastern bumble bee), 3019 nucleotides. RefSeq lists its product as uncharacterized. Bases 256 to 2763 code for a protein of 835 amino acids. The record is from RefSeq and is a predicted model, not a curated record. NCBI's taxonomy places the organism in Eukaryota, Metazoa, Arthropoda, Insecta, Hymenoptera, Apidae. The transcript has 3 exons.
AUAUAGAGUGCAAAGAGGGACAUUUUGCAGGUUUUGAAAAAUUGAUAAAUACGGUCAAUUUACAUAAAAUAUUUUCCAUAUAUGUAACAGAUCAAUUUGUGGAAUUAAUUAAUAUUUGUAACAAUUAUCAUUGGUCAUAUUUAUGUUUGAUUUAGUUAAUUAUAACUCUAUACAUCAAUCAUUUUUAAAACCAGAUAAAAAACUGUUUAUAUUAUAUCUUUCUCGGUAUAGUAAUGAAAAUUGAACACAUUUGGAAUGGCAUCCCUUUACAUCGAUCGGAUAAAGAGCGAUUUUCAACGAUACGAUCACUGUCUCCCACGUAAAACAAGCUAUGAAAGAUGGUGUCCGGAAAUUGUCAUAAAACGCCUAAGUAGCCAAGGCUUUGACGAUUAUUAUAUUUCCAAGAAGUUGCCAGUUAAAAAGGACUGUAUGGAUUUCAUACCUAAAAUACCAAAAAUUGUCACGAUCGGUUUAAAACUGGAUCAUCAGGACAAUAAUAAUAAAAAUACUCACCAAUUUUGGGGCAUAGCUAUUAUCAAGAAUAUUUUGAUGCAAUACCUUAGCUUUAUUCACAGCAUUUGCAGAUAUCAAAGCAUUUUAUGGAAAACCAGUCCCAACUUAAUUGGUAGUAAUCCAUGGUGCGUUUUCUUCUUUUCUUACAAACCGGUCUGUUACUGUACCCACGUUUCGCAUCAUACACCGCUACAUUGCACGCAUGUACAUUCACCACACUGUGACCUUGAGGUAGUACACAAUUGCCAUUUUUCGAAGAAACAUUCUUGCAAAUUAGAGCCAUGCGACGAUAAGCCCAUCGAUCAGUGCCAAUUUAUAGAAAACACAAAGAAGAAAAAAGAUGCUUGUAACGAUAAUACGUUCGUUGCUGAUAAAAUCGAUAACAGACAAUCGGAUUACACGGUGAAAAAAUCUACUAAAUUCGUAUCGGAAAGCGAAUACAAUUCUCGUCGUACCACAUAUAACAGAUCUUAUAAUAAUCAAAUGGUAAAGUCAAAGAAAAGUGUUUGUUGCCAAACGGACAGAUCGUAUCCUAUAAAAUCGGAAAAGCAUGUUAAACAUAAUCAAAAAGAAAAUUAUACUUCGACGAACACAUCGUCUUCUAAAGACAUUAAGACGAUCUUCGCGACUGACCGCGCGAAUUUCCAUAGCGAAAGGAGUAAGACAAAUUUAGAAUUGCUAGGAACUCGGUAUAUGAAGAAAAUAGCAUCGAGAAAACACGGAAACAACACAACAGAGAAAAGGCCGAGAAAAUACGAUGCGGAGAAUUUGUCGAGAGUUCGUAGAAAAGAAAAUAAGUUUGUCAAACUUAAAAGACGCGGAACGAUUAAAAAUAUUAAUUUGUUACCAGAAAAUUUCUUCAGUAAUGGCGGCGUGACAAAUUUCGCCAGCGAUAAUCUGACGAAAAUACUGCGAAGGUAUAAUAGAAGAAAAGAAGAUUUAAGCGAAAACAGAAAGUACGAUCUUCAAAGAAUGUUGAAUAACAGGAUGGAGAACGACGUCGAUAUAUCUAAAUCGAUAGCUUGCAACGACACGUAUUUUAUAGAUAGUACAGACCGUGUGGAAGACGAAGAAGGAAUUACGCUUGAAAAUUCUGUUCCCGUUGAAUCCAAUGUAAAUUCACUAAAAACUUCAAACGUGUCAUGGAAAUCGAACAAUUAUUUGGUCGAAGAUAAAACUUCCGAAGUGAUAAUCCUUGGAAACGUGAAGAAACGAUUGGAAGAGGACUAUGAUGAUUAUUUUUCGCUUCACGAUGACGAUCUUUUCCACGAUGCAGAGGAUUCGAACGAUAUUUUAGAAAUAGAUCAACCUUCGACAGAAGUUACUAUGAAUCACUAUGAUUACUAUCGAUACACGUUAUAUAAUAUUUACCCCAACGAACCGAAAUCUGUACUGGUGACAGCGUCGGCAACGAAGCACCAAAAAACGAAGCAAGAAUUGACAGAACAGUCGGUACAAACCUCCCGAAACCGUACAUCUUCCAUUCACAAAUUCCGUUUUGCAAAUUCGAACUUGAAUUGCAAUCGCAACUCGUUAAGAGAGCAAGAAUGCAGUCCAAGCUCGUCGAUCGAGUAUUGCUCCGCUAGGGACAUUUCUUUAUCAAAGUUGCAAUCGUCCCACGACGAUUGUUUUUCAAAUGACGUUUCGUUCAAAGACGACAACAUGUUACAAGACACUAGGGAAUUUUUCGAUCACAUCCCAGUGGAUUCCUAUACUGUGUGCUAUUACCAACGGAACUCAACGCCAAGCUUUUCGAAUUCGUCUAAAUUGAUCACCGAAUCUCUAGAUUCUGGAACCUUAACUGAUUGUUCACGUGGUCAGUUUCGAAAUACGUCGAACGAACGACCUAACGAGAAAAGCGAGAAGAAGGUUAGAGAAGAGUGGAAAGGUUAUGUGAGAAAAGUGGAUUUGCUGCCUACCUACGAUUUUGACACGGAUAGCAGUUAUUCAGAUGAAUCGCUUGAUCGAAGAAUCGAUGUUGUGAUAAAAGAAUUCACGGAGAAUCUGAUUCUAAGUGAAAGAAAGGCGAAGACGAGAUUGAGAAAGAUGGAAAAUUCUACGAGACACAGGCCGACGAGUAAACGACGAAGGAAUAGGCAACAAGCACAGAGGGUAAGAGGGCGCAUCUCAAAACGAAGCUCUACCAGCAAAUUCGAAUCUUCUCCGCGGCUGAACGACGAUGAUUGGGUCAUAAGUAGCUCCACGCCACCCUUGUUCUCCUUUUCUGAUUCUGAAAUCGAUCACAUAUAGUUUUCUAAGAAAUCGGAACAAGUAUCACGCCUUAAAGCACAAUUUGAAGAUACGAAAUUACCAAUCUCCAAUUAUUUCAACUAGUUUUGUUGAGUCGCAGAACUUGUUACUAACCAAAGUUAGUAUUCUAGAUUAGUAUACAACGUUAAUAAAAGCUUCUUAUCAUAAAGAUUUUUAUUCUAAAGCGCAGAUUUUUAUGCAUUUAUGAGAAUGUAAACAGUUUAGAAAAUAGUGUGAAAUAUUCAGAGUAUAGUAC